UCGUCCUGCCCCCUGUGGUCCGAGGGGAUUUGGCUCCCCGUCCUCUUUGCAGCGGCGCUUUGCGUGCUGGUGGCUGCAGAGAGGGAACAUGGGUCCCCACGUCCCUGGUGGGCAGGGCAGGAGGCAGGUGGCCUUAGGGGACAGCAGUGCACACGGGAGGCCUCCCCACCACUCUGUGCUCUCCUCUCUCGGCUUCCAGAAGAAGGACGUGCGGAUGCUGCGCUUCAUCCAGGAGGUGAACACCACCACCCGCUCCUGUGCCCUCUGGGACCUAGAGGAGGACACUGAGUACAUUGUGCAUGUCCAGUCCAUCAGCAUCCAAGGCCAGAGCCCUGCCAGUGAGCCAGUCCUCUUCAAGACCCCCAGGGAAGCUGAGAAACUAGCCUCUAAAAAUAAAGAUGAGGUGACAAUGAAGGAGAUGGCGAAGAAAAACCAACAGCUGCGAGCGGGGGAAAUUCUCAUCAUUGUUGUGGUGUUGUUUAUGUGGGCAGGGGUGAUCGCCCUGUUCUGCAGACAGUACGACAUCAUCAAAGAUAACGAGCCAAACAACAGCAAGGAGAAAGCCAAGAGCGCCUCGGAGAACAGCACCCCGGAGCACCAGGGCGGGGGGCUCCUGCGCAGCAAGUUUCCAAAAAACAAGCCCUCAGUGAAUAUCAUCGAAGCAUGACAGGCCUGUCACCUGAUCGAUGGACUCCAUCCCUCACUCUCACUUUCUGCCUCUGAGCCGUGAUGACUGGGGAGGUGAAAUAUUGUCAGAGCGACCUGGAAAGAGACCCAGUGAUUGUCACCUGCUGGCAGACAUCUCCUCCCACCUCCUGCAAAACAUCUGGCCAGGAAGGAAAAUCCUUCAGAAAUCCCUGACACCCAAAGAAGACGGAAAAGCAUCGGUGAGACAGGUGCUGACCCGGACUCGUGGAUCACCUGGGCUGGAGCAACGUCUCACACACUCCUUUCCACCCUCACGCUCCGUCUUCUGGGACCUUCCUGUCUCUGGGAACGUACGAGGUUUUGUUGUGUCUUUAUUUGGUCUCACUGUCACUCCACCCUGACAGAAUUCCCGUGAGCUCGGGCACCAGGCACCGACACCCCUCUCCGAGCAGGAAUGGAGGGAAGCUCAUCCCAAAGGCCACCACCGAGCCGAAUUCUGGCUGCUGUGCGCUCUCGCCUCGCUUUGCUCAUCGAUGUGUGUUGUGUGACACGUCUUGCAGGAUCCCUGGGAUUGCUGGUGCUCUGGAAGCUGGUAGAUGCAGGACCAUCACGUGGACAAGGUUUACUCUCUGUAGUGUGCCAUGGGGUAUCUGUAUUUAUUUAAUUACUCUACGAGACCACUCCAUAUGCACUAGGGGAUGAGGCAGGAUCCUACUUGUUCCAUCCAAUGCCAAGACAGGUUGGCCUGAGUAGGGUUUGGAUCUUGUUACAACAAACCUGCACUCAGAUGAGCCUGGGUUAGAAGUCCCUGCAAGGAAACAGGCUGGCAGGAAGGACUUCAGCCAUCUCUCCUCUUCCACUGGCACCAGCCUUUCCAAAAGGGCUGGUCUGGGAGAAAGGCACAGGGAAGUUUGCUUGCAGAUGUGUUGGUGAACAAGCAAAGGCUUCCCUUGUGCUGGUUUCAGAAGACAGGCCAACCCCAAAGGUCUCUUCAGUGGAUCCUUUGCCAGAACAUACUCCUCCAUCACCAAGAGGGAGAGGUCAACACCUCUGAUACAGACAGAGCAAUAAACAUUUUAUAAUGUACAAUAAAAGAUUAAAGGCAUCUCUUGUGUCCUUGUAACAUCUGAAUUUGGUAAUUUUAUAUUCACCUGCUCCUAGCAGAACACACCCCACAGAACUGGGGGGCUUUCCCUGUAUUUCCCAGUGACUAAACCCAAAAUGUCUGGGUGGAGAAACCCAGGAAGGUUCAGAGUUCACUCUGGCUGCAGGACAAAAAAAAAAAACCCUGCACCAUAAAUAGCACCACAGCCAUACCUAGCAAAAUCCUUCAGACACGGCUGUUAUCUCCCAAAGAAAGAAACAGCAUUUGGAAUCCAUAGCCCUCCAAAGGGAGAUUUGGG
This is a messenger RNA of Lepidothrix coronata (blue-crowned manakin), 2051 nucleotides long. It is a transcript of the gene FNDC5, whose product is annotated as fibronectin type III domain containing 5. Gene Ontology annotation, molecular function: protein binding. Bases 89 to 667 code for a protein of 192 amino acids. The record is from RefSeq and is a predicted model, not a curated record. NCBI's taxonomy places the organism in Eukaryota, Metazoa, Chordata, Aves, Passeriformes, Pipridae. The transcript is spliced from 5 exons. Gene Ontology annotation, biological process: positive regulation of brown fat cell differentiation.